This is a messenger RNA of Leptonychotes weddellii (Weddell seal), 4836 nucleotides long. The record is from RefSeq and is a predicted model, not a curated record. Lineage: Eukaryota; Metazoa; Chordata; Mammalia; Carnivora; Phocidae.
AGCAACAACAGCAACAAAAUGAGAUGCAUGCUUGUUGUUAAUAGUAUGAAGAGACAUCAGAAGAAGUGGCAUGAUAACAAGAUCCUAAGACCUAUGAGAAUAGGGGCUAAAGUAGGGGAACUUCUUUAUUUAACUACCUCUUUUCCUGUGAAAGACAGCCGCACCCCAGAUUGACCCACUCAGAUGGCAGAUCCCACUCAAAGCUCUUUUUUUUAAACCAUGACUCCCUCCUAUCUGACUAGGUCUUAUGGGAUUAUGGUUGACUUCUUAAACACUAUCACCUCUACAAUAUCCUCCUUGUGCCCUUACCUCUACUGCGUCACUGUUUGGCAUGUAUCCUUAGAAACCGCACAUUUCACCUGUCUGUCACUGUCAUUACCACAAUUCACCUGUGCCACUUAACACAGAACUUUAGAAUUGUUGGGGUUCUCCAGAGAAACAGAACCUACACGAAGGGGUUUAUUAUAAACAACUGGCUCACAUGAUUAUGGGGGCUGAGAAGUUCCAGGAUCUGGCACCUGCAAAGUGCAGACCCAGGAAAGCUGGUGGUGUCAUUCAGUCCGAGACCAAAGGCUGCAGAGCCAGGGUGGGUGACGGUGUGAAUUCCAGUCCAAGGACAGGAGAGGACCUAUAUCCCAGCUCAAGCAGGCAAACAGGAAACAAAAGGGAUGAAUUCCUCUUUUCUCUUAGGCCCUCAACAAAUCAGAUGAUGCCCAGCAACACUGGGGAGUGCAAUCUACUGAGUCCACAGACUCAAAUGCUAAUCUCAUCUAGAAACAACCACCUCCCAGACCCAGAAAUGUUUAAUGGGGGCAACUCGUGGCCAGUCAAGUUGAUAACACAAAAUUAAUCUUCACAGUGAUUUUCCUGCUUCAUUUUUAUUAUGCUAAGAUUAUAGGGAUUAUAUGUUAAAUAAUGUUAGAUAGCAUUGCCCAACAAAUGACACCAUCCACAGUUUCAUCUUCCCAGCAUCUUUAGCAGAAGUGUCAUUUUGGCCAUACUGAAUCCAAAUUCUGAAGGUCAGGCUCACUGUGCUGCCACUCCGUGAGAGCCACUGACUGUCCCACUGAGGGACUUGCAGAUUUGCAUAGCCCUUCCCUCUCACACACCUAAUAGGAUACACCCCUGCCAGAUUCACUUACUCUAGCAAAUGGAUUCAGAACAGUAGAGACCAUGUUCCUAAGGCUGCUUCAGGGCAGCCUUCAGUGUGGGUCCCUCCUUGCGGUAAAGGAGGAAUUUUAUUCCUUCCACACGACAGCUCAUUUGUAGGGAAAAAAGGCUAGGCGCAUUUGUGUGAAAUUAUAUUGCUCAGGUAAGCCUAGUGCUCCAAAGGACUGAUUACCUUGAAAGGACAGGAGAGCAGCAUCUAGGAGUGGACGGAAAGGAAUGAGUGUAACCACUGGCUCAUCUGGCCCCCCGCACAAAGCCUUGCCACCUCUUAGGGAUCUCCCAUUGGUCUGCAGCCUCUCUCCUCCUUUCCUGCCCAAACCAGAGAUUUUAACUUUCAUUUUCACUUAGCACCUCCGGAUCUUGGUGGAGAUCGGCCCCUGGUUUGCUGAGAGAAUCCUGACCACAUUCCCUCCCUGGCCUGCCUCCACUCUUCUCCAAGGAGGCACGGCUUCUCACCUGGUGUCUGAAGGGAUUGGUGAACAAGAGGAACCACUGAGGUCAGGACAGAUAGGAGCAAAGGAGCAGCUGUUAUGGCUUUUAAACUCCUUACAAACAUAGAGGAGGAGGUGACCUGCCCCAUCUGCCUGGACCUCCUGAAGGAACCCCUGAGCCUGGACUGUGGCCACAGCUUCUGCAAAGCCUGCAUCGCUGCAGAGAACAAGGAGUCUGUGACAAGCCAAGGAGGGAAGAGCAGCAAUUGCCCUGUGUGCCAAAUGGCUUUCUGCUCUGGGGAACUGCGGCCUAACUGGCAUGUGGCCAAAAUAGUGGAGAGGCUCCAAGAGAUCAAGGUGAGCUCUGAAGAGGAGCAGAAGAGAAAUCUCUGUGAGCGCCAUGAAGAAAAGCUUUUGCUCUUCUGUAAGAAGGAUAAGAGGGUCAUUUGCUGGGUUUGCGAGCGGUCACAGGAGCACCGUGGUCACCAAACAGUCCCCAUGGAGGAGGCUGUCCAGGAGUACCAGGAGAAGCUCCAGACAGCUCUGCAGAAGCUGAGGGAGGAGCAGCAGGAAGCGAAGAUGUUGGAAGCUACCCUCAGAGAAGAGAGAACUUCCUGGAAGAAUCACAUGCAAAAUGAAAAAAGGGGUGUCCAAGCACAGUUUAAAAAACUCAAGACUAUCCUGGAGAAUGAGGAGUUGAGGGUGGUGCAGAAACUGGAGAGCGAGGAGAAAGCUAUUCUUGACACCCUGGCUGCAACGGAGGAUGAGCUGGUCCAGCAGAGCCAGCUGGUGAGAGACCUGGUCUCGGAACUGGAGCAUCGGCUGCAGGGGUCGACAGUAGACAUGCUGCAGGAUGUGAAUCACAUCAUGGAAAGGAGUAAGAACUUGAGUCUGAAGAAACAAAACAUGUUUCUCAAGGAACAAAGGAAAGUGUCCCGAAUUCCUGAUCUGAAAGUGAUAAUAGAAGCGUUUAGAGGUGAGGAGUGCUGGAGCAAGUGGUUGGCUGUGGGAGUCUUGUAUUUUAAGUUUCAUUUCUUCCCAGUUUCUCUAGGGAAACUCCCUUGUGAAGACCAGUUUUCUGGCUUGGUGAGUGAAUCUUGCCCAUACCUGCAUCUGAUCUCCACUGAGUCAAGACUUCUGCACUUCAGCCUAAAGUUUCGACUUUUCUACCUUGCCAAGGUGUCUCUGGGGAAUGAAUUUGAGGGCAUGGGAAGGCUCUGUGCGGGACAGGUGCAUUUAGAGGAGUCUGUGAGCAAGAACAGCCUCAGUUGUCAGGACAGAAGAAGCCAGGGGAACGCUGCAAUGGAUUUUCCAGUGCAGGUGAACAUACAGAAGGAUGUGACCUGCCCCAUCUGCCUGGAUCUUCUGACAAUGCCCCUGAGCCUGGACUGUGGCCACAGCUUCUGCCAAGCUUGCAUCACUGCAAAGAGUAAGGAGUCAGGGGCCCUCCAAGGAGGGGAAAGCAACUGCCCAGUAUGCCAGUGUAAAUACCAGUUUUGGAAUCUCCGACCUAAUCAGCCCCUGGCCAAUAUAGUGAAGAAAGUCAGGGAGAACGUGAGCCCACAGCAGAAAAAUCUCUGUAAGCACCAUGGAGAAAAACUCCUGAUCUUCUGUAAGGAGGAUGAGAAAGCCAUUUGCCAGCACUGUGCCCGGUCUGUGGAGCACCAUGGUCAUCAAAUAUUCUUCAUGGAAAAGGUGGUCAUGGAAUGUCAGGAAAAGCUCCAGGCAGCUCUGAAGAAGCUGAGGAAGGAGCAGCCAAAAAUGGAGGAGUUGGAAGCUGACAUCAGGGAGGAGAAAGCUUCCUGGAAGAAUCAUAUGCAGACUGAGAGACAAAGGAUUCUGAAAGGGUUUAAUGAAAUAAGAGCCACCCUGGACAGCGAGGAGAAGAGGGUGCUGCAAAAGCUGGAGGAAGAUGAAGUGAAUGUGCUGGAUAACUUGGUAGUGGCCAGAGACCAGCUGGCCCGGCAGAAGCAGUGCUUGAAAGAGCUCAUCUCAGACAUUGAGCAUCAGAUAUGGGGGUCGUCAGCAGACACAGUGCAGGAUAUGAUUUAUGUCCUGAAAAGGAGUGAGAGCUGGACCUUUAAGAAGCCAAACAUUGUUUCCAAGAAACUGAAGAGUACAUUCCUAAUUCCAGAUUUGAGUGGGAUGCUGCAAGUGUUUAAAGAGCUGACAGAGGUCCAACGCUACUGGGUGGACGUGAUCCUGAAGCCAGUCAAUGCUAUUUCGAAUAUUGCCCUUUCUGCUGAUAAAAGACAAGUGACAGCUGUGCACAACUUCUCACUUAAAAAUAUAUUUCUAUGUGAUUUCUCUGCUUUUGAUGUCUUGGGCUGCCAAUAUUUCUCCUCAGGGAAGUAUUACUGGGAAGUAGAUGUGUCUGAGAAGAUUGCCUGGAUCCUCGGGGUGUACAGUAAAGUAAGAAACCUCAAGAGAAAAGGGAGCUCUGGGUUUGUUUUUGAUCCGAAUGUAAACCGUCCAGAUGUUUACUCCAGAUACACACCUCAAUUUGGCUACUGGGUUAUUGGGUUACAGAAUGGAUCUGAGUAUAAGGUCUUUGAGGAGUCUUCCACCUCUGAUUCCAAGGUCUUGACUCUUUUUAUGCCUGUUCCUCCUUGUCGUGUUGGGGUUUUCCUAGACUGUGAAGCACGUAUUGUCUCAUUUUUCAAUGUCACAAACCAUGGGUCAGUCAUCUACAAGUUUUCUAAUUGUCAGUUUUCUCGGACUACUUGCCCAUAUUUCAAUCUUUGGAACUGUCAACGCCCAAUCACCCUGUGCACACCGACUUCCUGAACCUUCUCAGUCCCUCUCCUACUUCUGUGUAACACCCCUUGUCCUGGGGUUCAUCUACACCUGAGCUCAUCUGCACCAUUCUGAACACAUCUCCUUCUUUUCUCCAUCUUUCAAUUUAGAAUGUUUUUGGAAUAGUCUGCUAGGACUGCUGUAACAAAGUCCCCCCAAACAAAGGCUAACAACAGAAAUUUCUUGUUUCACAGUUCUGGAGGCUGGAAGUCUAAGACCAAGGUGUCAGCAGAGUUGUUUUUUUUUCUGAAGGCUGUGAGGGAAGGGUCUAUUCCUUGCCUUGCAGAUGGCUGUCUUCUCUCAGUAUCUAUUCAAAUCAUCUUCCCAUUUUGCAUUUCUCUGUGCCUAAAUCUCCCUUUUUCUAAAAGGACACCAGUCAGAUUGGAAAAGGACCCACCCUAAUUACAUCAUUUUAAUUUAAUCACCCCUAUAAAGACCC